AUGGCUAAUGGUUAUACUACUGGGUAUAACCAAUUUAGCUAUUGUGAUGAUCCCGAUGAUGCUAUUAUCGAUGAAAGUUUUAUGCCAAUGGAAUUACGAGGAAAAAAAUGGAAAACCGAAAGAGCGCUCGGCGAAGGUAGUUACUUUAAAGUAUAUCUUGUAACAAAUGAUGACGGAUUAAAGUAUGCGAUGCGAUGGAACCGUAAAGAGGAUCGCAGUAUUGCAGAAAACAAAGAAAAUGAAGAACGUCAGAUGGAAACUGCUCUAUUCAUGAAAAAUAAUCUCAAAAAUGCUUUACAAUUAAACGAAGUUAUUGGCCAUCAUCCUAAUAUUGUAAGACUAAUUGGUUUCCGUAAAGUUAACUUAUCUACUCAAAGAAUUAUGGAAUAUGUCGAUGGCGGUGAUCUUCACGACUUCAUAGAAGCGAGUUAUUCUCAAAGAAACCGACAAAUGGGAAUCAGAAAAGUGCGAUCGCUGUUUAGUGAUCUGUUAAAGGCAGUGAAACAUAUUCACGGUUUGUGCAUAGCUCAUAUGGAUAUAAAGAAUUACAAUAAGAGGGAAACAUUCUCAGAAACUGCAAUGAUUACAUCCGCUGAUUUAGGAAAUUUGAAAUUGACCGACUUUGAUGAAGCGAUAUAUUUCGAACCCGGAAAAAAAAUGCGUUGUCCGGUUUAUGCAACGACAGCAUAUGCUGCGCCGGAAACGUUUAAUAGGGAAUACAGGCCAGAUUGCGCGGAUAUUUGGGCAUGCGGCAUCGUCUUAUA
Molecule: messenger RNA, 764 nt
Organism: Acanthocheilonema viteae
Lineage: Eukaryota; Metazoa; Nematoda; Chromadorea; Rhabditida; Onchocercidae
Source: the annotation of a GenBank genome assembly